UAGAUGUCAGCCAGUUUCACUUCUCUGCAGUACAGUACAGGAAUCAGGAGUCGCAUCUCUUUGCUCUCUUUAGAAACAGUCCAGGCAAAAAGAUAAGUUCUCAUUCAGGUCGAGCCUUUUCUUCAGAGCUUUUUCAUCUGCUAUCUGUUCCUUGUUUCAGGUAAGACAAUCUUGGAAAAGAUGCUUCUCUCUGUGACUGUAUUCCUCAUGCUCAUGCCGUGCUCCUGGGGAGAGAAUCCUGCCGUGCAAGUCAUCCUGACAAACAAGGGGCUACAGUAUGGUAAACACGUGGGAACUGGAUGGGUUCAAGACAAGUUGAAACAAAUAACCCUCCCUGACAUCAGCGGUAGUGUUAACAUCUUUAUUGGAGACGUACACUACACAUUAUCAGGUGUGACUAUUAAAAAGUGUGACCUUCCAGAGCCUAAUGUUGAGUUCUUCAAAAGUAUAGGCUUGAAUACAUCCAUCACUGGUCUCAGUUUUGCUGCUAGUGGUGAAUGGAGCACACGGUUUGGUGUAAUACAUGACGGUGGAUCAUUCGACAUGGCUAUAUUCAACAUUGGUCUGAUCUCUUAUGUGAAACUGAGAAAUGAUGCUAAGGGGCAUCUGUUUGCCACCAGCAUCGGCUGUGAUGCUUCAGUCGGUGACGUGAUCCUCAAUUUCUACGGUGGAGCUAGUAUUAUUUUUAAGCCAUUUAUCAAGUAUUUCAAGGGACAUAUACUUAGGAAAAUACAAGAGGCCAUCUGUCCUGCGGUUAGGACAGCCAUAAUGGAGUUAGACCUCCAUCUACUGACCAUGAAUGUUUCCUAUAAUGUGAAUGAGGUUCUCAGUCUUGACGUCCCUCUCUCUGGUCUACCUGUCAUUGGUGCCUCAAACCUGCAGUUAGGAUUCAAGGGGGAGUUCUACAGCAUCAAAACUCACAAAGAGCCUCCCUUUGAGCCCCAGAAGUUCAUCCUCCCUGCACAGGCAGGCUAUAUGCUGUCAGUGGGAAUGUCUGAGUUCACUCUGAACUCGGCCUCCUAUGGAUACUUCUCAGCUGGAGAGCUUCAUGUCCUCAUUAACGACAGCAUGAUACCUCCUGGUAUUCCUUUCCACCUGAAUACCUCCUCAAUGGGAAAUUUAAUUCCUCAGCUUCCUAAGAUGUUUCCAGGUUUGAUGAUGAAUCUGAAUGUUUAUGCCCGGGAGGCUCCGCUGUUUUCCUUCCAACCCGGCGUCACGACCCUGGGGGUCAAAGCCAGUGUGAAGGCCUCUGCUAUUGAACCAAAUGGUACUCAGGUCCCACUGUUCACACUCAACAUUGAUUUGAGUGCCUCCUUUAAAAUGAUGAUUGGUAAAGGAAAGCUGAUGGGCUCUAUGGCAGUGGAUAACAUUACCCUGAGCCUUGCCUCCUCUGAAAUCGGAGACUUUAAGAUUGAUCCGUUGGAGACCUUAAUGAAGACAGCCGUGCGUCUUGCCCAGAUGAAAGUGAACUUAAUACUGGGUAAGGGCAUCAUUUUACCGAGAAUGAAGUAUGUGCAGCUGGUUAACACAGUACUGAAAAUGGACAAGGGGUUUGUGGCCGUUUUUUCAGAUGUGGAGACUCUGCAAACAGACAGAAACGACUACACCUAAACAUCAAAUAUGCAAAAUCACUCUUUGUUUUCUAGGUUGAUAAUGAAAUUUUCUCCAGAUUGAACUGAUCCGAAUGUUUUUCCACCAGAUAAAAGCACUUUUUAAUGAUUCAACCACAUCUUUCCAAGAGUUGCUAUCAGAUACUGAAUUAACACAUUAAUAAAUAUGUCAAAUUAUUAACAAAUCUGGUAAUUAAUACAACUGAUCAAAGACCUGAAGUCUGUAAUUGUUUAAUAAUAAAUAUUAAUAUAGGUCCUA
This is a messenger RNA of Cyprinodon tularosa, 1869 nucleotides long. RefSeq names its product BPI fold containing family C, like (gene bpifcl). The transcript has 16 exons. Lineage: Eukaryota; Metazoa; Chordata; Actinopteri; Cyprinodontiformes; Cyprinodontidae. Gene Ontology annotation, molecular function: lipid binding. The coding region runs from base 181 to 1611 and encodes 476 amino acids. The record is from RefSeq and is a predicted model, not a curated record.